UGGAAGUCUGAACUAGCUGCGUCUUUAUUAGCAGCAAUGGUUACGAGCUCAACAGAAGCGGACCACUCCUUCUUGAAGGAUUCUUGAAAUAUUAGAGCAAGACAGAGAUCAUGAAUGGUGGUAAUUCAAGGAAAGAAUCAGAAACAAAUUUUUCAUCAAGCCUUGAGUCUACAAAUCCUCCUCACAGAUCAUCUGCUUCUGAUAGCUUGCGAGAAAACAAAGAUACGAGUUCGCAGAUAGAGAAAACUCAAUGAAACAUGGCAAAAACAACAAACCUUUGCAGAUAGAAGAGGUGAUAAAGAUGCAGCUGGAUAGGAAAACUCGGAACUUGACAUCGUCUUGGAGGAAUGUGAGGGAUGGAAGAAAUGAAAAAGAAGAAGGGAAGGAUUGAUUAAGGGGUUUCUAAUCAAAUGCAGCUUAUAGUCAUAUGAUUUUUGAGUUAUCCUUUUUGUUUUUGUAACAUGUUUUGGCUGAACUUCUCUUUAAGAAACUUUGGUUUGUCUUAAAAUAUCGUAUUAGUGUGACUACUAAAGUUGUUUUUGAGAUGACAAUCAAAGGAGGAAACAACAAUCAGUUGUUUUUGCCAGGGAGCGCCUCGUGUUUCGAAAUGGACGAUUACACGAGAGAGAUGAUGGAUCUCAAGGCAUUGGUCACUCGAACCCUCGAGAAGAAAGGUGUCCUCGCUAAGAUCCGGGCUGAGCUACGUGCGAGUGUGUUUGAAGCAAUUGAAGAAGAGGAUCGAGUGAUUCAAAACAGCCAAGGCUUGCCUCCAGCUUUGUUGGGAAACUGCAAUGAUCGUGCUAGGCGUCUUCACGCUUCUCCUUCAGGCAGGUUGCUAUCUGCGUUGGUAUGCGAAUACUUGGACUGGGCGCAGCUAAACCACACACUCAAAGUUUAUCAGCCAGAAUGUAAUUUGGCAAAAGAUUCAUGGAAGUCUGAGUUACGCGACUUUAGUAGCAACAGUGGAUAUGAGCUCAACAGAAACGGAGGUAGCAAACCACUCCUUCUUGAUGUUCUUGAUGGAUUCUUCAAGUUUGAGGCUAUAGGUGGUGGUGGCGGUUCAAGGAGAGAGUCAGAAACGGAGUCCUCAUCAAGCCUUGACUCCAGAAACCCUCCUCGUAGAUCAUCUGCCUCUGAUAGCUUACCUCCUCAACGAAGGUCAGUAUCUGCAUCCCAAGCAUCGGGCCCUACCUCUGGGUACAUAAAAGAGGAACACAGUUGGAGAUAUGACAGUGAAGAUGGGAGUGAAGAGGUAACGAGAGCUUCAGCAGCGCUGGAAAAUCUGCAGCUAGAUAGGAAAACUAGGAACCUAACAUCAUCUUGGAGGAAUGUGAGGGAUGGAACAAGUGAAGAAGCAGGGAAAGAUUAACAUGGCUCUUUGAUGUGAAUUAGUAACGUUGAUAUGUGUGUGACUCUUUGUAUUUAUUUAUGGCGUCAAAUGUUUGCAACUGUGUUUGUUUAUCUUUUUUGUUUGUAUUUGUCAAAGUAGUUGUUUCAGAAGGGAUUGGAAGCAAGUUUAUAUAGCAAACGAAAUCUUCCCUACAAGA
Brassica oleracea var. oleracea is the source of this 1547-nucleotide messenger RNA. Its product is annotated as protein TONNEAU 1b-like. Gene Ontology annotation, molecular function: protein binding. The transcript has 13 exons. The coding region runs from base 545 to 1369 and encodes 274 amino acids. The record is from RefSeq and is a predicted model, not a curated record. Lineage: Eukaryota; Viridiplantae; Streptophyta; Magnoliopsida; Brassicales; Brassicaceae.